Pectinophora gossypiella (pink bollworm) is the source of this 5055-nucleotide messenger RNA. Its product is annotated as kinesin-like protein CG14535. Bases 35 to 4057 code for a protein of 1340 amino acids. The transcript has 8 exons. Gene Ontology annotation, molecular function: microtubule motor activity; ATP binding; microtubule binding. Lineage: Eukaryota; Metazoa; Arthropoda; Insecta; Lepidoptera; Gelechiidae. Gene Ontology annotation, biological process: microtubule-based movement. The record is from RefSeq and is a predicted model, not a curated record.
UUCAGAUGCUUCUUAUAAGCUGAGUCCUUACGAGAUGGAGGCGCUAAACGCGGUAAAAGCAACAGCGCCGAAAAUGGACCGCAACGGCUACUUUUUCUAUGUAGCGUCGACCGCCAAAAAGAAAAAGAUCAGUCUAAUGCAACCGAAGCCACCGCGAGUCGCUUUCGUCGACGAAAAAUGUGAAAAAGGUAUUCGAAGGCCAGGGGUGGCCGAGAGGAUCCUACACCAAGGCAGUGUGGCAGUGAUCGCCACGGAGAACGCACGUGUCGACCCUAUGACGGCUCGCGGCCCAUCGCCCGCGCCACGCGCGCGUCUAUACUCGCAACUCGAAAGCUACCAACCUCGGUACCACACUAUAAGAGAAAAUUACGGAAUCAAAUACAGUGAGAAUGUAGUGAAAAAUGAGAGUGAGUGUCGAAAGAGGAAGAAAGAGAAACUAGGAUACCCUGGACACCCGGCACACCCGCAGGCAGUUCUAAGAACAUCGUCAACAAAAUGCAGCGGAGGGUCUCCUCACAGGGAGCGCAGGCGUCGGGAUGAAGAGGUGACGCUGAGCGGUUUCGCGGCGGCGGUCCAUCGCGUUGCUCCACCGCCGCCGCCCGCGCUUCUCAGAAGACUCGGCGUUAAGGAACCCACAGGUGUGGGCAAGGUGAAAGUGAUGCUCAGAGUCGGCGCCGCAGGUGAGGGUCCCUUCACAUCAGGCACACAGACCUUCGCCUUGGACAAGCGCAAGAAGCAAGUCAGCCUGUGCGAAAACGCACCGGCAGCGACCAGCGCUCCUGAAGACAGGAAGGUCGGAGUAGCUGCUCCCAAGAUGUUCGCCUUCGAUGCUAUAUUCUCGCAGGAUGAUUCACAGACGGAGAUCUGCGCGAGCGCACUGACAGACGUAAUCCACGCUGUCAUCAACGGCACAGACGGUUGUCUCUUCUGCUUUGGACACGCAGGCCUCGGUAAAUCCUAUACAAUGUUGGGACGACCGGACACCACGGCGUCUCUGGGCGCGAUACCCUGCGCCAUCACGUGGCUCUUCAGAGGAAUCCAGGAGCAGCGACACAAAUGUGGCACUAGGUUCUCAGUUAGAGUCUCUGCCGUGGAGCUGUGCACUAAUACCAACCAGAUACGGGACCUGUUAGCGCCUUAUCAUAAUGAUACGGAGCAGUCACCAGGAGUCUAUCUGAGAGAUGAUCCACUCUUCGGGACUCAUCUUCAGAACCAGUCCGAACUUCGUGUGCAUAGUGCUGAGAAAGCAGCGUUCUACCUCGAUGCUGCGCUUGCGACGAGAGGCGCGCGGGAGGAGGGGAAGGACAGCCAUCUGCUGUAUACCCUCCAUGUUUACCAGUACAGUGUAGGAGGGAAAGGAGCAGUUGCCGGAGGGAGGAGCCGCUUGCAUCUCAUCGACCUAGGAAACUCCGAGAGAGGCAAAACAAACGGUGGAAUACCGUUAUCAGGAUUAGGCAAUAUACUACUCGCGAUUUUUAACGGCCAAAGACAUCUGCCAUAUAGAGACCACAAUCUGACUCACGUAAUGAAGGAAUGUCUCGGUUCUCUGACCUGUCAUACGGCUAUGAUUGUCCACGUAUCACCAACAGUUCAGAAUUACUCAGAUACUCUGACCACAUUACAAUUAGCCUCAAGAAUACACAGGCUAAGACGGAGGAAAAUAAAAUACUCGUCAAACAACAACGCCGGGUCAGGAGGUAGCUCUGGUGAAGAUGCUUCAAAACCCAGCAGCAGUGAACCAGACCCAUCUAGCAGUGACCUAUCAGCUGAUACAGUCAUUUACGUAGGACCUCUAGACGACGCUACUGAUGGAGAACACCCACCUGUCUACAUCCCUCACAUAAAUUCUGGUGACAACAGAUGUGUUCUAAGUAAAGCUCUAAGAGGCUCAGCCGCAGAACACAAACAUAAGUCAUCAUUAUCUAAAGUCGUUGAGGAAAAAAGCCCUGUACAUAAAUUACACUCGUCACCCAAAUCGUCUCCAAUGAAAGCUGCCCUUCAUUCAUCUGGCCAUACCCCAAAGUCGUCUCCAGUUCAUUCGGUUACGUCAAAAUCUACGCCACUGAAAAAAGCUUGUCCAAAACAACCAGAAGAUUCCAAAAGUGAUGAACAAUGGAUAGACGGACCAAGAAUUUCUAAAUCAAAACUUGUAGAAGCUCGACACAUAAUCAAAGAUACGCAAAGUAAACGUGAAACUUGGAUCGAUGGACCUAUGCAAGAAAAUAAAUUGCCUAUGCCUAUACCAUUUGAGGCGGUUCCUAAUCCAUCUAAUUCAAUACCUCUGCAGAUUGGCGUACUGAAUUCCCAUGGAAAUGAAAAUAUUGGGUACGGAUAUAUGGAUAACCAUAAGAAAAAUAUGAUACGGAAAUGGGUGGAAAACCAAACCUCUCAAAUCCAUAAGUCUAAACAUACUUCACCGAGUCACAAAGCUCAUACAAGCCACAAAGAUACUGGUCAAAAACAAUUAGACGUAACAGAAACACACAAAAUGGAAACAAUAAUUAAAGAUUCUGCAAAACGCGUCCAUGUUGAAGAGUCCACUAUAAGAACUGGUUUGAAAGCAGGCUCGAAAGGUAUGGCGAUAGAAGAAGAAAAUGUAGGUCCGCCUACUUCCGAACAAAAUACGACACCUAAGAAAGUAAAUCCUGCUAAAGCGACAAAGAAUGAUAUUGAUGAAGAUGAUGACAGUGAGGAGCUAGCGGAAAUACCACCAGCUUUGCCACUUAUACAACCUAGCAGUCUCAGUAGCAGAGAGGUAUCAAUGGAAAGUUUAGAUAGUAAAUACAAAGAACGGCUAAGAAUGGAUGACGAAAUGAUGUCAAAUCAUAGCAGAGACAUUAACAUGCACGGCAUGAGCAAAGGUCUAGUAGAUGAUGAUGACGAAAUCUUAGAAAUAAUUGAAGUAGAAGAGCCAUUAGAACCAGUUCCAAUGCAAGAUUGUUGUCUUCAAGUUACUGAAGAAGAUAUUGCUUACUGCAUGGGACUUGAAAAUCCUUUACCAGAAGUUGACCAAGAGGACUCUGAAGACCACCCUCUAAGAAUUCUCAGUCAAGAAAACUUGACAGUAGCGUCAACAUUUACUGAUACACUAUCGUUGUACAGCGAAGUUGAACGACAAAUAAGAAAUGAGGCCUAUCUUCGACAAACCAUGGGAUUUUAUAUAGAAAAUUUUAAUUGUGAGCUAGGCGAUCUAAAUUUUCAAGAAAGUCUACCUUCAUCUCGAUCGAGACUCGAUGAAAUAAUGGGUUUGACUGAUUUGUAUGGUUCGCGACGAUUAGACAGUAAUGAUAUGCCUAUCUCAAGAAUUGCUCCACAGUUUCAAUCACUUUCUUUGUCAAACGUUCGUGAUACUGAAGAAUUUCACGGUGACGGUUCAGUUUAUAGUGAACCUGCUUAUAGACCCAGUGACAAAAUAUGUGAUAGUUGUAAACGGACUAUGUCAAGACCAGGCAGUGCAGUGGGAGAAUGUGGAGGUUAUCACGAAUUAGACUCUGCAUGUAAUGAUGCAUACGGUCCAUUUGAAAGAUACCGUGGUAAUGACAUUACAGAUGCCCGAAUAGCUUCACUGAGACACCCAGAUGGAGCAUCAGAUCCCAAUUUACGCGAAGAAAGACGAGUUCCCGGCAAUGGAGCUCCCAUAGCUAAUUUUAAAGAAUUAAAAUCGAACUUGCACCUAGAAGUAACACCCCCUGUUGUGACAACAGAACCUAGAUCAGAGAAAUGUGAAAAAGGAGACAAGGUUGUAGCAAGAGUUGCUGCCUCUUCUAAACCAGAUGGGUAUGAUAGUGGUCAUGAGUCGACACCACGUACUGGGAAACACAGUCCUGCAGCGACUUCGAGACGAGCCGAGUCAGGUUAUGAUUCAGUUCCAAGAGAUUCUGACGCAUCUUCUUUGGAUUCUUACCCAACCCGUAGAGCGGCUGUUGCACGAGCACACGCCAAAAAGCACACAACAGCCAAAUAUAAACAACACAGCGAUCGGUCUUUCUGUUCUUGGCUUCGCAACCCCUUCACCUGCAAAUACGCGGACACAGAUCCCGAGAUCAGCGAUUUUUAACGACGAGGCACAUACCUUGUAGUCUGUGUGUUUAAAAUUCUAAAUAUUAUAUCAUUAAGCUACGUUACCGAAUUUAAUCUGGAGACUGCUUUUGUACUCUAGACAUACAUUGUAUUUGUAAGGGCUUCGCACUAUUCGAUGAGGUUACCACUGUAUUUUUCUAUAACUAAUGAAAGCUUCUCUGUGCUCUGAAGUCUAUUUUUAAAUAUUAGUGGAAUAUCAUUUAGGUAAUAUAUCGGUGUAAAUACAAAUGCAACGAAUGCCAUUUGACUAACUAUGUUCGUAUCUUCUGCUCACUUUUUGUACUUUUAUAUUCAUGAACUUGCUCUUCAUAAAUGAUUUGUUUCGAAGUAGCUUUUGUACGAGAGUUUCGAUGUUAAACCAAAAGUAAGGUCAGGAGUCUUCCUCUGUCUUCCCCAACUGUAACUUCUUCAUAUCGAGAAGUCUAUCAUAUUUUCUAUCUGCACUGGCACUGGCCUCAAUAUUGUCGUGUUAUUUGACAAUUUUAUUCCAAUCACCAUUUGUUACAUCAUCUUCAAUGAACAUCCAAAAACUAUCCUUUGGGUACAUUAAAUGGUCCUAACCAAGUAAUAUCAACUGCAUAGCUAAAUUGGCUAAUUAGUAUAAUAUUAUGCAUGGAAAAAUAAAUUGUCUUGUACUAUUUCUUAAUAGUUAUAUGAAUUGAUAUGUUCGAUAAGAAUUUUUAGAAUGAUCUGUGCAGUUUUAAAGGAUGUUUUGUUACUUUAAUGUUAGACAUUUUGUUGACUAUUAUAAAGUGAUUGGAAUAAAAACUAAUCUUUAUUAUAUGAACUAAUAACUCGUUUUAGAACUAAGACUGUUGUGUCAUUGGCCAUGUCUUACAUAGCUUUAAUAUUUUGAUAUUGUAUGAACGUUCACUACAUUGGAUACAGCAUGACUGUAUGUAAAUAAACCUUGAAGUAUUCUUGAACAUCAGCUGCAUCAUCUUUAGUAUACAUAUUUUGGCAUAGACAAUUCAU